This is a messenger RNA of Setaria italica (foxtail millet), 1930 nucleotides long. RefSeq names its product peroxisomal and mitochondrial division factor 1. The record is from RefSeq and is a predicted model, not a curated record. Lineage: Eukaryota; Viridiplantae; Streptophyta; Magnoliopsida; Poales; Poaceae. The transcript has a single exon. Bases 66 to 1415 code for a protein of 449 amino acids.
GGCAGCUGGGGCACGACGACGACAGCGAGCGAGGAGCCUCCCACCUCCGACGGGUGCGUGACAACAUGGGGGGAGAGCAAUCCCGUGAGUCCUCCUCGCAGUCGCAGGGGUGGCAAUUGGAAGAGGUGAGCAGAGUGGCUCGGGAGCUCUCAAACCAGGUCACCACGCUGGAGCGCAGGGUGCAGGACCUGGAGCGCAAGAACACCGAGCUGUCCGGUGACAAGGGUAAGCUGGAGAAGAACCUGGAGGAGAAGACGAAGGCCGCUCAUGUGCUCUCAAACCAGGUCUCCACGAUGAAGCACAGGUUGCAGGAGCUGGAGCGCAGAAACGCCGAGCAAUGCAAUGAGCUAGUGCAGCAAUUGGAGGACACGAGGAAGGCUGGUUUGGUGUUCAUGGACGCUGCGGGUUUAUACCAGGAAGUAGCAGAGCGGCAGAUUAAGGCGAAGGUGGAGGAACUGGAUGACACCAGGAAGGCGGGCCUGAUGUUCAUGAGCGCUGCGGAUUCAUACGAAGAAGUUGCAGAGAAGCAAAUUAAGGCAAGGGAGAUGGAAUUGGGGGACACGAGGAAGGCAGCCGUGUUAUUCAUGGAUGCCGCUGAUGCUUACCAAGAAGAAGCGGAGAAGCAAGUUAAGGCAAAGGCGGAGGAAUUGGAGGAUACCAGGAAGGCAGGUCUUGUGUUUAUGGAUGCUGCCGAUAUGUACCAAGAAGAAGCGGAGAAACAAAUCAAAGCAAAGGUUGAGGAAUUGGAGGGAACAAGGAAAGCAGUUCUAGUGUUCAUGGAUGCCGCAGAUGCUUACCAAGAAGAAGCGGAGAAGCAAAUUAAGGCAAAGGUGGAGGAAUUGAAGGUGCUACGAGCCCAGAAUGUGGAGAUGGAUGAGAGGGUACAAUCUUUGGAGCUGGAGCUCGAGAUUGCUCUAGCCAAGAAUCGAGAAUUGGAGGCUGGUGUCAUUGUGAAGAAGAUGGAAUAUGAUUUGGUGAAGGUUGAAAAUGAUAAGCUUGGGACAGAGGUUUCCACGGUAGAACAAAAAUAUGUCCUACCUGAAGUAGAGGUUGAGAGGCUCAAGAUGGAAGAGAUAAUGGAGGCAGUUUUGAAAGAAUUUGAUGCUGAGAAGGCAGAAAUCAUAAAGGUGCCAGAGGACCUCAAGACAAAUGGUGAAAAUGAAAAGCUCUCAGAGGUUUAUGAAAUAGAGCAAAAACAUAGCCUCUUUGAAGUAGAGGUUGAGAGGCUCAAGAUGGAACUGGGUGCAUUGGUGGGGAAGGAGGCAGUUGCGGAUGCAUUUGAUGUUCAGAAGGAAGAAAACAUGAAGGAAUCCAAUGACCUCAAGAGGAAAGUGGAAGAAGUCUAUGCCAUUAAAGAUUUUGUGAGGGGUGAAAAUGAUAAGCUUAGGUUAGAGGUUUUGACAACUGAACAAUAACAUGGCACAUCUAAGACAGAGGUUGAGAGGCUCAAAAUGGAUGCAUUGGUAUAGGCAAAGGAGUUACUUGGCAACAGAAUUCCAUAGUGAGAAGGAUUAAAUCGUGAAGAGAUUACAGGACCUCAAGAGGAAUCCUAGCCUCUCUCAAAAAGAAGGAACUCCCAACCAUCAAGGAUUUGGUGAAAUGAUGCGAAAUUUUUAUCAUAGAAAGCACCAAGAGAAGGUUGAAGCAUGCAAGCUGAAGUAAAAAAAUGGAGGCACUUGAAAAUUAUGAUGAUGUAAAGGACGGUGAGAUUGGGAAACUGAUGGCAAAAUAUUGGAUGGAAAAGAGGGGGUGGCAAGGCAAGGACAUUGUGCUACUACAUCUCGCAGUGGCAUUUGGAGCUAAUUUGUCAUCGCAAGGAAAUCAUUUAUCAUGUGAAUCUAAAAAUAAUUAGAUUGUGAAGAAGUAUUAGUAUGUAAUAAGAUCAGUUGGUUAUAUGCAAUAAAAUGGAACUUCCGCUUCCUUUGUGAUA